Messenger RNA from Aspergillus aculeatinus CBS 121060, 2072 nucleotides. Its product is annotated as lysine N(6)-hydroxylase/L-ornithine N(5)-oxygenase family protein. Gene Ontology annotation, biological process: intracellular iron ion homeostasis. Bases 382 to 1881 code for a protein of 499 amino acids. NCBI's taxonomy places the organism in Eukaryota, Fungi, Ascomycota, Eurotiomycetes, Eurotiales, Aspergillaceae. The transcript is spliced from 2 exons. The record is from RefSeq and is a predicted model, not a curated record.
UCGGUUUUAUUGUUUUUUCCUGCCCCAUAUGGACAGUCAUAAUUUAUCCGCUUCGAUUAUCUUGGAUUCCAUUUUCGGCGCGCCUGACUCCAUCCUUUCUCUCCAUUGCCCCCAUCGAUUAAUCCACCGGUGCAUAUAACUACCUACGACCCCUCGCCCGUCACCUACCGCAAUUUCCUCCCUCUCUUUCUCUCUCUCCCUCUCUCUCCCUCUCUACUCUCUCCCUACCUCUCCCCAAACGCUAUCUUCUGCUCUUUCCAAAGCCCGCCCACGGUGUUUUAUGCUCCCAUUCCCAUCCUGAUCUUGGGACACAGACCUUUCUGAUUUAUUUCUCGCCAGCUACUCCCUUUUGCCACAUCUUGUCUAGCAUAGCUAACACCAAUGGAGUCUAUCGUCCGGAAGCCUGAAGUGAGCUUCCAGAGCCACCGCGACAUGGCUGUCAAGCAACAGCGGGAGCCAUCCCGUCUCCGAGCAAGCCCCCAAGACGAGCUACACGAUUUGCUUUGUGUGGGGUUCGGUCCUGCAUCGCUCGCAAUCGCAAUUGCCUUGAACGAUGCCUUGGAUCCUUGUUUGAACAAGUCCACCUCCAGCUCCGGCUGGCAACCUAGAGUCUGCUUUCUGGAGCGUCAGAAGCAGUUCGCCUGGCAUCCGGGCAUGUUGCUGCCCGGAUCGAAAAUGCAAAUCUCUUUCAUCAAGGACCUGGCCACCCUCCGUGAUCCCCGCAGCAGUUUCACCUUCCUCAACUACCUUCACCAGAAGGAGCGGUUGAUUCACUUCACAAAUCUAGGCACGUUCACUCCAGCUCGCCUGGAGUUCGAAGAUUAUAUGCGCUGGUGUGCGCAACGGUUCUCCGAGGUGGUCUCCUAUGGAGAAGAGGUGAUUGAUGUGGUUCCGGGCAAAACCGACCCGACAGGCUCGGUGGUUGACUAUUUCACUGUUCGUUCCCGCAAUGUCGAGACCGGAGAGAUUUCCUCCAGAACGGCACGGAAGGUCGUAGUUGCGCUUGGUGGCAGUCCAAAGAUGCCCCCAGGCCUUCCUCAAGACCCCCGGAUUCUGCAUUCGUCCCAGUACUGCACCAAUCUACCCGCUCUACUCAGCGACGAGCGCAAACCUUACAACGUUGCCGUUCUUGGAAGCGGCCAAAGUGCUGCGGAAAUCUUCCACGAUAUUCAGAAGCGUUAUCCUAACUCUAAGACUACCCUAAUAAUGCGGGAUACCGCCAUGCGACCCAGCGAUGACUCCCCAUUCGUCAAUGAACUCUUCAAUCCCGAGAGAAUCGAUAAAUUCUACAACCUUUCUGCGAAUGAACGUCAGCGUUCCCUCAAGGCCGACAAGGCCACUAACUACAGUGUCGUCAGGCUUGAGCUCAUCGAGCAGAUUUUCGACGACAUGUAUACCCAGCGAAUCCAGAACCCUGACGAGACACAGUGGCAACACCGCAUUCUACCUGGCCGUAAAGUCACCCGAGUUGAACAUCAUGGUCCCCAAAGUCGGAUGCGCAUUCACGUUCGCGCCGCUAAGGAUGGAGCGGACAGCUUGGUUGGUGAUGGCAAGGAGACAUUGGAGGUGGAUGCCCUCAUGGUGGCAACGGGUUACAACCGCAAUGCACACGAGCAACUUUUGAAGAACGUACAGCACCUGCGACCGGCGGGGCAGGAAGUUUGGACCCCUGGCCGGGAUUAUCGGGUCGAUAUGGACACCAGCAAAGUCAGCGCCCAUGCAGGCAUUUGGCUUCAGGGCUGCAAUGAGAAGACACAUGGCCUGAGCGACAGUCUUCUGUCUGUCUUGGCCGCUCGAGGCGGAGAGAUGGUGGAAUCGAUCUUUGGUGAACAGCUGUCGGGUGCGACGGUGCCGGCCACCAGAUUGCGCGCCAUGCUGUAAUACAGGAAUCUGAUCCAGGGAGGCAUCCGCAGGUCUGUUUCGUCGGCACAACUUCCUGAUGCCUGGGAAUAAUACUUAAAUGAUCAGAAGAGAAGAGGAGAAAAAUAGAGGGGCGGGUGAGAUGAAAAAAGAAACGCUUGCUUCAGGAAUUACCUUGACUGUAAACAGUAUAUUUGUCAGUUAUGAUCGUU